AUGUUCCGCCUAAUUUUCGUGUUGACUUUAGGCUUGUUCUUGGCCAGUUCCCUUAAAACAUCAGAGAAUAAUUCAACUGCGGACCAGGUAAUCUAUGAAUCAAAAUACAAGUAAUGAUUUUUCUUCUGUAAUUCCAGCAAUCCUCUCUUGAAAGUUUUAGAGUCGUUGUACUGCAGCCGUGAUUUAAAAUAGAUGAAUUGAAUUGCGAUAGCGCACUCCGUCUCAAGCAACGAGAGGUUCUUUCAGGUUAAUCAGUAUCUUAUUAAUGAAAGUGCUGCCCAUCAGCAGGGGCUUUUUUAGUUGCUAAAAAACAGUUACAUGUUACGUGCGAAAUGUUUAAUUAAAAAAAAAAAACAGCUAAUUUUUCAAGGUUCUUUUCCUUUAAAGCCAUUUUGCCAACUAUCGAAGCUAAAAGAUAAGGAUCGAAAUUCAGUUAUUUUAAGUUGAAAGCGCUGCCGGUAAACCCGUCCCACAUUCUACACCCGUAUGGACAAUUUUCUAGGGAUAUCACUGUAAUUUGUCAAAUCCAUCCCUUGAGCUGGUGCAUUUGUUCUCAGGAAUAUGAGAAAGGCCGAUUCCCAGUGCAGAUCGAACUUGUCUUGAAAUCCUCCUAUCUUUCUCUAGAAAACGUUUCCCGAGAGGCUGAGAAAAGCAAUAAGCUUCUACGCCAUAACCACGAAGUCGACUUAAAUGGAGAAGAUAGUUCGGCUAAGAAAGUUGAGAAAUCGAUGACAUGGCAUUUUUUGUCGCACGUCAUUGUAUCUUUACGGAGCAGGCUCCAGAUCUUUAUCAAAUUUACUUGACGUAGACAGUGCGCAUGUCACACCAAUUGACUGUUUGUUCUUUUAAUGGCCUGCCCCUCACCAUCACUCGAAAUCUCUCCUUGAAUAUCCUAGUGUCUAGAUUUUCUUUACACUCUUCUUGCAGAACAAUGGAAGUACAGCAAGAAAACACAGCUGUUUGUCACAAGUAACCUGCUGUAAAGAUGGUAAGCGGAAAAAUUACACAGUAAUUUUUAGGGAGUUAUUAUAACUCCAAAAAUGGAGUAAACAUUUUACGUACAGGAUAACCCCUUUUAUGGGGUUAAUUUAACUCCUAAUUUAACUCCAAAUUUGGGGUCAUUUUUACUCCUGAAAAAGAGUUCCUUUAACUCCCAGUCUGGAGUAAAAAUAACUCCGAAAAUAGGGUUAUUAUUUUAACUCCUCAAUAUCUGGGGUGAUUUUUACUCCUGAAAAAGAAUUCUUUAAACUCCUUUUUGCAGUUAAAAUAACUCCCCCCAAAAAUAACUCCACUGUAAGGAGUUAAAUUAACCCCACUGGAGGAGUUAUCAUAACUCCUUGAAAGUUACUAUAAAGCCAAUAUAAAAGACAUCUUUUAAGCAUUUUCUAAGAAGAAAAUGGAAACUUCGUUUUUUGUGAUAUUGCUAGGACACUUUUACUGUAUUUACAUCGGCUGAUAAUCUCAUUUAUUUUAUCUUUUUGUUUAAAUAUCAGGCAAAGACGGUAAAGAUGGAAAAAACGGUGAGUUGACACAAGGCGCCUCUCCAGUUAAUAAUUACAUAUACCCCCUUCAUUAAUUCUGAUAUUACUGUGACCUUCAAGUAUCAUUGGAACAUUUUAUGGCUACCUUUUAUGUAUACCUUACACAACAAAUGGCACUUCUACAGAACAUGCUAUGAUGAAAAAGGAAUUAGACAAGCUGAAGAGUCAAACAUUUGGUUUAUAACUGAGGAAAAGUCCCUACCGUUUGAUAUACCAGCAUGGUAGCCUUUUUAUUGGAGCUUCCCUUUAUUAAUCAUAGUCCAUCAUAAUAUAAAGGACUACUCAGAUGAAUUCCUUACUGUCUUUACUAGUAAGACUGUUGCUCAUCAUGUUUUGGAUAAAGCAGCCCCAAUUUAUUUCAGUUCGCUUUGGUUAUAUUAUAUAAUGAAACUAUCUAUUUUGUUUCUGUUCACACAGGCAAAGACGGGCGCGAUGGACUACCUGGUAAAAUAGAAUAGCAACUCCUGCUAGGCUACGAUUUGAUGUUAGCAAAUUGCUUCCAGAACUGAAGCCGAGUUCAACUUGUGUAGCUUUGUGUGAACAUGCAUCACGUCCAGAACAUGUUUUUUUUUUUUGCCAUAUUCAUUAUAAUCGAUAAGAAUAGCUGUUGACUGUUUAGUGCAGUUUUUGAGGUGUUUGUUUUGAUUUUUCUUUUCGCCUAAAUUGAUCCGUGCUCAACUUAUUUUGUGCAAGCUAUUUUGACAUUUCAGAAGUAUAUAGCAUUUUUUUGCAUUGAAUAUACGUCACAAGAAAUCUAAAUCCAUAGAUCUCGGACAUCUUAGUACUACAAUGUAAAUAUCUGCCUUUGCUACAUUUAAACACAGGAAGAGAUGGCCGCGACGGACGCGAUGAAAUGCUGCCAGGAGCAAAGGUUGGUGGGUGUUGUUAUGAUCAAAAAUUGUUCAACGAACGAGAACUCAGACUCCUCAGCGCUCGACUGAUCUGAGUCGUAAACGUAAUUUAGCGCCGAUACAUAACUCGGUAUUACUACGCUAUUUACUUAGAAUGUCGGAGUUGAGGUUUUGAACUUUCUAACAGCAACUACGCCAAAAAGCUGAUUAAAAAAGACUUAACUCUUAGACGUUAUGCAGGCAAAGCUAUGUCAAUACCUUAAAAGAAAAAGGCGAGGCAUGCGAAUGAUGGCAAUUUCAGAGUAUUAUAUUCAAAGGAUUGAUAGGGUUCAUUUACCAUUUGCCUCAAACCAGUCGCAACAGUAUGGUAGUCGCACGUUUAAUCCGCUUGCUGUUCAUGGUUCGAUUGCUCAGUAGUAAUUGGUGCAUUUUGCUGCUCGCUCACAGCUAAUGGAUUUUGAUCCUCAUAUAAGUUUAUGACAGUAUAACUCGUAAAGACGAGAACUCGUGCAUCAUGUGCGAACGACUGUGUGAAACAAGAAUUCAAACACUCACACUCGUUGUUACCUUGCUUUUUUGACAUGGUUUAUAUUUUUGUAUACGUAGGGAGAUAAAGGUGAUAUUGGCGUGCAAGGACGAGACGGAGAACCCGGUAUUAAGGUUUGUAAAUAUUUUUACAAUAAUAACUUCCGAGAAGAAACCACCAAUGAGAUGACUUGACGAAAGUAGCUAGACGGCAAGGAGGCCUUCAUCCCGCACAGAACACCAUGAAAAUCUCGCUAACUACCUAAUUUAUUACCUAUCCGAAAGAAUGAUGAUUUCUGUACUUAAUGUUUGCCUUUUCUAUCUGAUUUUCGAUACAUAAAAACAUCGCAACAAAAUGAAAUAGGCAAGAGAUGCUGUCGGACCGUGUUUCCUCAGCGUUUUGUGCUUGUGCCAGUUGAACACUGAAUAUUUGCUUAGUUAAUGCACCUAGGUAAAAUAGUUGUUCUGAAAUAUUCAUGGAAUGUAAGGUAUUCACAUUAUUUAACUUGUAUAACACUUAAAUAUUCAAAAUAAAGUAACAAUAUAGUAAUUCGUUCCCCCUUCCUUUUAUUUGUACUCAUAAUGUGGGAUGGCGUUAGUUUCAAAAGGCCAAUAAAUCAUUGCUAACACAAUUAAUUUCGCUUUCUAAUUGUAUUAUUUAAUCUGCGGAUGGAGCUAUCCACUUUUUUCUGUAUUUCUUUAAGGGCGAGAAAGGAUCUCCUGGCAACAAAGGAAGACAAGGAGAAAAAGGAGAACUAGGACCGAAAGGAGUGCCGGGAAUAUGUGAUCCACAGGUUCUCUAAGAGAGCAUUAAAAAAAAUGGAUAUGAAUUCUAUUUUUCUUCAGCUUCUUUAUAAUUAUUAUUAUUUUCACCCAAAAUUAUGUUUUGUUUCUUUGUUCGUUUGGAUAUACAGUUUAAAUAACUUUUAAAUUAUCUCAGCUAUGGAAUUAAUAGGGAAACUGUUCUUGUGCUAAAAAUGCAAACUGUUUUCUUUUUGAAUACCGCAGGGUUCCUCUUGUAGUAAAUCAGCCUGCUGUAAAACUGGUAAGCAAAACGAUAUACAGCUAUUUCGAGAGAGGUUGUCGGAAAAAAUGUGCACGCCACAAUCCCGAAAGGUAAUAUGGGAUAUGAUCAAUAUAGAGUUCCUCACACUGCAGCUGUCGAACCUACUUUUUUUGCUUUCCUUCAGCACUCGCAGACACAUAUCCAUGGCCCCUCUUGCCAUUCUUUCAAAUUUCUUUGAAGAACAGUGAACUAAAAACCACCCACAAUACCUUUCGGGAUUGUCGCGUGCACUUUUUCCGACAACCUUUCUAGAAAAAGCUGUAUGCCAUCAAAAAUUCUCUACCCCUGCAGUUUUUACCACUUAUUUUGCAAAAGUCAGUAAGGUUGCUGUAACGUUUCGCCUUUUGUUUUCUCCUGUGACGUAGAAAGUCGGUGUGUAUUAUUGACCAAGCCUGAGGUCAAAAUGGCUAGAUAUUAGCCAACUUCGAACUCCACAAAAGCGGGGAGGAAACGAGGCCAAUUAACUGAACAGGCUUGAUCAAUAAUUGAUUUAUUAUAUAGCCAAAAACAGUUUAUGGUGGGGAAAGAAAGCGGGUAAGACAGCUAUACCUUGUCUGAACGCGUAGCCAAUCAGAACACAGAAUUCACCUGAUCUUGCCCCCUCGCGGAAAUAAAGAGCUGGAUAUAUGGCCAAGAUAACUGUUUUUCUUGCGUAAAUUAAACUUGGCGGGAAUUCCCGAUAGGGUAAAGUAAGCCGAAAGUAAUCCAAUCAGAAUACGGUAUUCCGGCGGUUAAUCAUGCGGGUAAGUGAAACCAGCCAUACUAUAAAUAGACUUCUCAGACAAAUUUUAUAAUUCAUAAAGAAAAUACAAAGGAAAUUAAUGUUGAAUGAGUGUUUGGAAAUCAGAUGAAAAACUGCUCAUUUUCGCAUCCUUAAUUUGUCCUUCUAAAAUCGUUUUGUUUGAGAAGUAAUAUCAAGCAUUCGACACAGUGUUUCAUCACCAGAUGAAAAACCUCGAAAUUCGACAAAAAUACUCCGUUGCGCGUCGUAUUUUCAACUCUCUUUUCAGUGUUUCAUCUGUUGAUGAACACUGCUCAUGCUUGAUAUAUUACAUAAAGAAAUGCAAUACCAAUUUCAGCACCGAAGCACACGUGCGAACUCCGCGGUAUCAGUGCCUUACACACGCGCACAACCAUAUCGACCCCCAACAGUGGCAGCCAUGGACAGCUGUUUCGUCCUCAUAAUAAGUGACUUAUUAGCAUAGCAUAACCCCCUGGCGAGUGGUCUCACUUUCGAUCAUCGACCCCGCCGCUGGUAUUGUUUACAAAGAAAUGCACUAAACCGGCGUUACCUCUUUCUUUCCUCUUGACAAAGGGAGCUACGCUGGUUCCCAGUUCCACUUGUUUGAGAAAGUUCAAGAUCUACCAACCCAAGGAGCUACUAGUGUGGAACAUUUUACUAUUAAUGGGUCGCAGUUUCUUGCUUUUGCUCAGUUUGUUUACUAUCUAAAGUCUAACUCCACUAUCUACAAAAUGGAUGAAUCAACAGGAAGAUUUAAGUUAUAUCAAACCUUGCAAAAUAAUGGAUCUUUAGACAUUGAAUACUUUACAAUCGGGAAAAAACACUUUCUCGCUGUGGAUAGUCUGGAUAGCUUAUACCUUGGUACAAACGAUUCGCUGAACUGUUUAAUUUAUCAGUGGAAUGGAAAGAGGUUUGUUGUCAGUCAGAAAAUACCUAGAAAAACUAUAAACCGUUUCACUUUUUUUACAUUAAAUGGUGACAAGUACCUCGCAGUAUCAGACGCCGGUGUAACUUCGUGGGGUCUCAGAGAACCACAUGCUUUCAUUUACAAAUGGACCGGUAGCCAGUUCAGCAAGUUCCAAGAAGUAGCAACUGGAGAUGCUGUGGGAUGUGAUGCGUUUGAAAUAAACUAUGAAACUUUUAUUGCCUUUGCAAACGCCAAUGACUCCCAACAGUCGGCAGUUUUUAAGUGGUCAGGGGAACGCUUUGUCAAAGUGCAGUCCCUUCAGACUUAUGGAGCCUAUGAUGUUAAGUCUUUUCAAAUAAAUAGUCACACAUUCCUUGCCUUUUCCGAUGGUUUUUACAACGAUUCCCUUAUUUUCAAGUGGAAUGGCAACAAAUUUAAUCUGUUCCAGUCCAUUCCUACUCGCACACCCUCGAGAUUGUAUCCAUUUGUGAUCAGCGGUCAAACGUUCCUGGGUGUGGCCAAUCGCCAUGGUGAGAAUGAGAAGUUUAAUACAAAAUCUGUUGUGUAUCAGGCCGUAGGCUCACGAUUCGUCAACUACCAGGAGAUUCCUACUCACGAAGCGUUUGACAUGACGUCAUUUGAAUACAAAGGUGAUACGUACUUGGCAGUGGCAAAUUAUGGCAGUGCGAGACGCUACGCCAACAGUUUCCUGUAUAAAUGGAUCUAA
Messenger RNA from Porites evermanni, 6359 nucleotides. The record is from the annotation of a GenBank genome assembly. NCBI's taxonomy places the organism in Eukaryota, Metazoa, Cnidaria, Anthozoa, Scleractinia, Poritidae.